UGAAUGUCACAGCCGUUGCAUGCAAAAAAGAUGAACGUUCACUGAUUGUCACCGAAACUAGUAGUUGUUACAACAAUUCAUCAAACACCAAUCAGCCAUUGAAGAAAUAAACGUGCCUUCAUUUCUGCGGAAAACCGCGUAAACCUCGCACUUGGCGCACACAAAAGAAAAUAGCUUUAAAUUUAUUUUCAGAAACCUAUGUACAUACAGAUGCGAAAAUUUUAAGGCUGGGUGAAUCAGUGUACGAAAUGAAUUAUGUAAUUGGUGGUAUUUCAACUCCCGUAUUAUAUUUUCGAGCAUUUUUGUCCUUUUGUAGUUUUUUUUUUGGUUCGUUGAAUAUUGAAUAUUCUACAUUGAAUAUUUCCAGUCUAGGAAUGUAACAAACAUUGUAGCAAUACUUGAUAUGGUAUAUUAUAUGUUUGUCUUAUUGUUCCCAGAUACCUGCAAGCCUCACACGUACUGAACGUUAAAGAAAACGAAGAAGUCCAUGCUCAAGUGGUUUGUGCCAGGUUCCAACACCGUAGUUUGCUGUUUCGGCUGCUCUAAAUCUAAAUGCCAUAUUACCCAUAAGGCGUCACACCUUUCACCUGCAAUAUUGUCACACAAAUUUAUCUAUUGUCACACAUAUUUAUCUAGAUAUUCGUUGAAAAGAAGUGCCCCUGUUAAUUAAGUAGAACGAUACGAUUACUCACCAUUUCUUGAUUAGCCUUACUUUUUAAGAUUUUACCCAUCCUGCAAAAAAUCCAAUCUAAGCACUUUCAAAUUUGCAGAUAAUGCUCGAUGUCUCACAACGUACCGCUAUCCAGCGGCAUGUGUACCAUUUCAAAUGCCAAAUGACAUCCAUGUAUCUGAAGUUAGCAAUGCAGAAUUGUGGUUUCGUAAAGAGCAAGACCUGAUGGAUUCCCAUAAUCAGACUUUUGUGGUGUCUGAGGUGGCUCAUUGGGAUAGGAACAAAAGUUUCAAGAAAUCUACGCCAGUUGCAAUUCAGGAAACUAGUUUAACAGAGGAAUGGGUACGAGUUGACGUGACACACGUAGUUAAAAAUUGGUUGGACUUCUACGAUUCACCAGUUCACGCUUUCAGUAUUGUAUGCAAGACAUGCGUCAAAGACGAACUUCGAUCUCCUGUAUCUUCUUCUCCAGCCGAUAACAGGCCAUUUCUGGUGAUAUAUACCCACAUCCAACAACGCCGCACGAUGAGGCACAAAAGACAGAGGAGAUCAGCAGUGUGUGGACCUGAUGUCAAUGAAUGUUGCAAAGAAAGCCUCUACAUUUCCUUUGCUGAAAUCGGAUGGUCAGACUGGAUUAUCAAACCAGAGGGUUAUAACGCGUACUUUUGUAAAGGAUCAUGCCUGUCGCCAUCUGCUAUUACGAUCAGUGGAAGCCAGCAUCAUACUAUACUUCACAAAAUGAUGUACGGCAAGAAUAGUAACAGUGGAGGGGGACGUCCAGAGUUGACACCAUGUUGUGCCGCCACCCAAUUUCAGCCUUUGCAGUUGGUCUACAUGGACAGCAACAGAACUGUUACAACAAAAUUGCUUUCUAAUAUGAUCGUAGAGACUUGCGGAUGCAUGUAGCGAUUAAAUUUAAGUGUUACGUGUGAUAUACGUGAUUUUGUAACUGCUGGCAGUAUUUUUUAUGUUCAGCUGUAACAGCUGUAUUUAGUGCCACCGUAAAUUGAUGCAACCAGAAGCCGUGCUUGUAAUUCUAUGGUUAGUAGAAUGAUGCAUUCAGGGAAAUACAGCACUUAAUGUUUGUUUUCAUUUGAUGCAACUAUACAACCAUUCGCUAACAAUUAUGGUUCCAUUAAAAUAUGUGCAGGAAUGACUGCAGAUUUACUGUAUGCUACAGUUCAUUAAGCAAGGGAGAUAUCUCGGAAGUUUCACAUCAAAAAACACUCUCUGUUGUUAUAUUUACUGUGUGUCUACUUUGUACUUUUUUGAUCUACCUUUGUGAAAGCCUAUGACGAAGAAUUAAAGUACUUCAGUAAUGUCAACAACUACAAUCUACGAACCCAAGUUUGUACGUAUAUAUGAAUCAACAAUUUCAAUAUACCUAAUUCGAAGUCGUUUCAGCAUGUAACCGUUAUUAAAAUCUAGCCCAAAAAUAUACAUAUGAACAUGCAUAGCCACUCACAUAUAAUUUCUGGAAUCUGCGACUCUAUGCUUUGCCUCAAGAUGCUGGACUUCAACACAUCACAAAAAGUUUCAAUGUCUGUCUAUGAAACUGUACCCACACACAAACACACACACACGCGAUACUACAGAUAAUUAGACUUCUUAUAAUAACAAUAAAUUUUAUGGUUAUUAAAAAGACCGCUACAUCCGAAAUCGUUAGGCAAAUUAUUCUAAAUUCUAACCUUUUUAAUUCAUAAACCCUCAUAGACGCUGCGCGCACUGGAUGUAAAAACAAAACCGGUCGUGCACAGCCUACUUAAAUAUUUUCCAGGAAUCUUAGUUGGCCGAAUUGCAUGGUAGAGGAGACGGGCUCUGUUAUGGCACUUACAGAGCGUUCAGAAUAUAAUAAAUAGUGGUUGAUCAGUUUAAAUAUAUGAAAAUAAUUUUAAUGGUUCAUUGUAAUGUUUUCUAUCAGUUUUUGUUUCAAAUACAUGAGUGUUGAUUAAUUUGCAAUGUUUGCAUGGUGGACCUCAUAUAAUUAAUUAAAUUCUACCUUGUCGUCCUACCUACCUAAGUUGGGGAUAUCUACUUGCCUGGAUUCAAAUAAAUUGUGAUACUGAGAAAAGGUUGUAAAAGUGGUUGUUGCAAAAUUUAUAUGAUAGAAUGCUUUUUAUGUGGGACAAAUCAAUUAGACAAAAAUCUGGUCGUAGGAAGAAUAAUUUAGCAUUAUGUUGCGUCAAUUUACUUCUCAUUUGCAGAGGUACUUACGGUCAAGGAAUGGAAAAACGGUGGAUAAACACUUUAGGAUAAUUGUGCAAUGCUUAUCUCAAAUUUUCCUUUGGUAAGACUGACUACAGCCAACAACAUUGUUCGUUGCCUUUAUCAUAUCUAAAACUUUACAUGGAACGAUUCUGACUUCCUUAUUGUGGUCAGAUUCGGCUAUAUAUGCUCUUCACGCUAUGACAAGCAAUAAUUAGAAUUUUGAGGGGUAACCUCUUGCUUGCUAAACAUUUUCUGUAGCUAAUUUUGUGUAACAAAGUUUUACAAACAACAUUGCUUGUUGCAUGUAGAGUUCUAAAUGUCAAUGGUACCUUGACAUUCAAAACUAAAAGACGAGCUUUGUGUUUUGUAAGACUUUGUAUUCUCAGUCUUUCAGAUCUAUGAUCAAUGUGCUUCGAGUAUUCACGGCUUUUUCCUAGCUAAUGGCUGAAACCUGUUAUAAUAUGCGCAAGAUAUAAAUUUGAGGUAAUCAGCUGCAAUCGAAUGUUUGAUGUUCAAUGCAAGUAUGUAAUGUGAUAUAUUGAAAUCAAUCUCUAGAUAAUAAUAUGUAUUUUAUAUACAACACGAAAUAUUUGUCCUAUAAGGUAUUAAGCAUAAACGGCUUAUGAGUGACAUUUUUCAGGCAAAGGUUCUAUAAACAAUUAUUUAAUGAUACUUUUUGGCAACGGCCUCUAGGGAAAUAGUGUUUUCAAAUAUGUUUGUUUCCAAUGAAGAAGGCUAUGUUAAUACGCUUAAUGUUGCUUGUAUACAAUAUCAUUCAGUAAUUAACAAAUAUUUGAACAAUUAAGUAAGAAUAUUCGAAGGCCAUGCGUUAAAAGUAUCUUCAAGUAGAAUAACUAAUUAAAUACAGUGUAAACAUUGAGUUAAUGAUACUUUGUUGAAAGUUGACAUAUUUCCUCUGAUGCGUUACUUAGCUUGUUUUUUAGUUGAAGUGUAAUUUAUAUUUUUAUUAUUAGGAUAUUUUAUGUAUGGGGGUCGUAUGACAGUGUUCGAAAGUUCUUGUAAUAUUAUAGCAGUUUUUUAAGUCAUUUCAUUCAAUCUUAUAUAAAAAAAACAGCAGGUAAGUGUGUGAAAGUGUCAUUUUUUAUAUUGGUCCAUAAUCAUACAACAUUUCGGUAAACCCUCAACUCUCCAAUCCAAUAGGUCGGCUCAUAUUUAUUCUAAUGAUCUAUUGGUUAUUAUGGGUUAUAUACAGGGUCGCCCAUCCAUAUGUGGACGGAAUAUUACUCAUAAACAAGUACAUUUUGGGAACAUCUAUUUAUGGCAUGUUAUACAGGCCACCUGAGGGCACAUUCCUAAAAUAUUGGCAAUUAUACAGGGUGCCCCAAUUUUGACCUAUAUAUCAUAGUUGUGAUUUUUUAAAUGGAAUGCCUCAAAUUUUAUUUCAAAUUUGCAUAAACCAAUUCAAAAGAAGAAGAUUGAUGUAAAGUACUAUGGGGUUUUGGUAAUUAGCUACUGAGAUGGUGUUUUGUCUAGAAAAACCCCCAUUUCGGCCACCCCUCAGUCCGCCAUUUUGAAAUUUGGAGUGCUGAAUUUCGUGUCAAAAAAAACUUACACACCUCAGCUUUUAUCUUAUUUGUUACUUUUUCGAAUUUUAAUUUUUGUUCAUUCAGCGUGGUCAAUUUUUUAUAAGCUUUUUUCUGAUAUUAGGAUACAUAAGGGUUUUUACGGCUAUUUUUUCGGUUUUUAGCAGGUCUUUUAUGGAACAGCUUAAUUCCCUAAAAUAUCGCAUCAUCCAAAAUAAAUUGUGGAUUAGUUACAAACUGCCAAAAUUAGCUUUGUGAGCAUUAUAAUAAAACGUGAUUGAAAAUGAAUUCUUCUAAUGAAGAAAUUAUGAAUAUGGUGUUCGUUUUGGGCGACGCCCAAAGAUAUAGUUUCCUAGCAUCGAGCAACGGUACCCUAAUAUCCGACAUGCAAGGUCGGAAACAUUUUCCACACUACGUGUCAUCAAUGAGGCGAAUCAGUUGUUCAGUUCUAUUAAAGGUGCAGGAAAAUACCCAUUUAAGUGCACGGCAAAUGGGAGCAGAAACUGAUAUAUGCAGAACUUCUGUCCAAAGGAUUAUUCGCAAGCAUAGGUACCAUCCAUAUCAUCACCUAUUCUUGCAUCAAUGCCUUCGUCCUCAGGAUUUCGCAGCUCGAAUGGGGUUUAGUAGAAAAAUGCUAAAUAAAGUGACUGAAGACACUACUUUCCUGGAUAAGGUUCUUUUUAGCGAUGAGGCAACUGUUAACAGGCAUAACAUGCACUAUCAUGCGACGGAAAACCCUUGCGGGGUUAGUCAAAUAGAUUUUCAAAAUAAAUGGAGCUUGAAUGUUUGGGGAGGAGUUAUUGGCAGACAUAUUAUCGGGCCUUUCUUUUUCGACAACAGACAGGUACAGAAUACUUGAUUUUUUUGAUCGAGCAUUUGCCUUUGCUUUUGGAGGAUGUCAACCUGCAAACUCGGAUGCAUAUGUACUUCCAACAUGACGGCGCACCUGCGCAUUAUCAUAAUCGUGUGCGUAACUAUUUGGACACCUGUAACAACCUGAGUAACAAUCGUUGGAUCGGUCGUAAUCGGUCUAUAUCUUGGCGUCCUGGAUCACCAGAUAUAUGACACCGAUUGACUUCUAUCAAUGGGGCAACGUUAAGCAAGAGGUUUAUAGAUAUCCACCAUCUACCCCGGAAAAUAUGAAGGAAAGGAUUAAGGGUGUUUUUCUGAACAUAAGGGAACGCAUGCUGAGGGAUGUGCAACGGUCAUUUAUCCAAAGACUACGGCUGUGUAUUCAACAUGGUGGAGAUUUUUUUUAGAGUAGGUCUUGAGUAGUAAUAGUUGUUUGUUUAUGUUGUUGUUAUAGUUAUUUUUCUCUAUUACGCUUGAAGCUGAUUCAUACUGUUCUGAUUGUUAUUAGUUUUAACGUCAAAUCUGUACUCUUAGGCCCGUAUCGUCAGUCGUUCCUGCAAUUGUAGGCCGCCUUUAUGGCCUCCUCGAUUUUCAUAGUUUUAUGCUUUUCCGUGUCAGCGCUCUAUUUUGAGGUUAUAACAUAAAUAUCUAUUUGCAUCAAAUUGUGCAUGCUUUUGAGUUAUAUCAUGUUUUAUCAGCCUGAAAUUUCCUACAAUUUAAAAAGAAAACAUCUUCACAAUACGAGAGCGCUGACGCUGACACAGAACAGGUGUAAUCUAGAAAUUUUUGAAGGAGAGAAAGGAGUAUAACAAUCAAGGAGGCCAUAAAGGCGUCCUACAAUUGUAGGAACGACUGACGAUACGGGCCUUAGUGGCAAUAUGGAACUGUUUGUCUUUUGUUUCCAUAGAUGAUGUGGUUUUUUUUCCUUAAUUUUGGUGUAUUGUUCUAUUAAAAGCUUAAUAACCCAAAAUCUAAUGAUUUUAUCUGAACUAAACCUUACACCAAAAAAAGCUUAUGAAAAAUUGAAUCCAAAUCUGAACAAAUAUACAGGGUGGUGCAUUUGAAAUUUUUGAGCAAAACUACAAUUCGCGUUUUUGUCCACCCUGUAUGAGCAAAAAUAAAACUUCGAAAAAGUUACAUAUAAGAUAAAAGCUGAGGUAUGUUAGUUUUUUUUGAUACAAAACUCAGCACUCCAAAUUUCAAAAUGGCGGAUUGAUAGGUUGCCGAAGUGGACGGUCUUUCCUGACAAAACACCUUACAUCUCAGUAGCUAAUUACCAAAACCCCAUAGUAUGUAAUAUCAAUCUUCUUCUUUUGAAUUGGCUUAUCCAAAUAUGUAAUAAAAUUUGAGGCAUUCCAUUUAAAAAAUCACAACUUUGCUAUGUAGGACAAAAUUGGGACACCCUGUAUAAUUGCCAAUAUUUUAGAAAUGUGCCCCCAAGUGUCAUGUAUAACACGCCGUAAAUAUAUUUUCCCAAAAUGUUUUUAUUUAUGAGUAAUAUUCCGUCCACACAUGGAUGGGCCACCCUGGGAUUUUGAAGUGAAUGAAUAGGACGGAGUACAAUAAUUUUACAAUUAUGAACUUUAUAUAUAUAUAUAUAUAUAUAAUAAAUUUUAUCAUUAGUUCAAAAAAUAUAGCUUCUUAUCCCUGGUUUUUGUUUUUGCUUCUGAUGUUAUAAUAAAUUUCAUUACAUAAUGUACAAUUAUUUUUUGUUAUUCCAAAUUUCAUUUGCGACUAAGUGUUUAUUUACAGCAAAUAUAUCUGAAAUCUAGUCAUGUUUCAAUAAAAAUAACUACUUAGAUCCAAGUUUAGUGCUCUCCGUGCCCAGAGUCCCCUGAAGGAAACUUGAUAUAUCAAGUGUAAUUACAUUUAAUAAUUUGAUCAGUUGAACAAAAAUGCGAUUACACAUCGUAAUAUGGAUAAUGCGUACCUACCAUUUUGUUUCCAUGGUAAGCAAAAAUAGAAGCCAGUCUAAAAUUUCACGAAAUACGGCCAAGAGAACAAAUACAAACCACGUUAUAUCAUGUUUCUACCAAUCUAAAGAGAUUCAUAACAUUUUUUUUUCCUGUAAUCGAUCUCUCCUUUCAUCUCGGUGAUGAAAAUUAUCGACUUGAACUUAAAGCGGAAUUUUUGAAAAAAAUAUUGGAAAUUGUUCCCCUUAGGGUAUCUUGGGAAUUGGAGGGUUAACUAAGACAUUUAAGUGUUAGAAGAGAAAAACAAGUUCACGGGAUUAAGUCUUAAAAAAGGUAUCAAUUCAAAACAAUUUAUGGUUGAGUUUCUUAAAUAACAAUGUAUGUUCCUAUUUAUGCUUCAUUGAUAAAAGCAUAAGUAGAAGAUAUAAUAUAUCUGCAAUAACAUCAAAGUGAUAUUUUUUUGUAACUUGCUAUGUCCACCAGUACAUUUGUACCGGUACUAUGUUCACACAAAAAAAUUGUUCAAAAUCGGUACCGACAAUUAAACUUUAAAAAUUCUUACAUUUUCUCUCCUAAACAACCACACUUUAAACUGAGUUAUAAACAUAUUGGUAAAAAUAGCUAUAUGAUUUCUUGUCGUCACAAUAAAGAGAAUCAAGCUAUACAUAAAAUGUUAAUACUAUCCUCACUGGCUCUUCUGCACCCUGACUUGCGGCACAACUAAUUUCUGUAUCCUAAUUGCUGGAAGUUCCACCAGAAUGUGCAUAAGGAACCCCAUAAUCAAUGAUGAAAUAGCGUCGCUAAUAAACGAUGUUACCUUAAACAAAAAUUCCAAAUAGCAAUGAUUGCAACACAGUAUCAAAAACCAGUGAAGCCUGAAGCUUUGCAUACAUUAUUCAGGUAACUAUUUCAUUGAAAUGAGACAGCACUAGAAAGGAGCACUGCGAGAAAAAAACAGCAAGUUGUAAGUUAGAACUGUAUUCCAGUUCACAUUUGACAGCAAUGUCGUCAAUGGAGAUGCUGUCGAUUCUCCCGGUAUAGUACAUACGGUCUACUCAAUAUUGAACAAACUAUUAAUAGUGCUUUCAUCUGUCCGAUCACAGACGGCCAACGAACGAAAGCUGGGCAACUGACAGUGGGGGAUUCUGCUACUUGGCGCUGUCAUGUUGCGAUAGACUCAACGACGAUCAAAAAACAUAGACUUUAUAUCAUGGUAAGGGGAUAGUUGCUCAGCUUUCGUUCGUUGUCAUAAUUAAGGACCACAUCUUGGCCAUGCUGAUGAGUUUCCAAAAAGCAUGAAAUAUCUGUCCAUGGUUGGCCGUCUGUGGUCGGAUGGACGAAAGUAUUAUUACUAGCCGGAUAGCACGAAAUUUUCAUUAAAUAUUUAUUCAAUAUCUUUUAAAUAUUUUUAAUACAAUAUUUCUUUUAUAAUAUUCAUUAAAUAUUUAGUUUUCAAUCAAUGUAAAAUAUUAAAUCUCCAUUAUUUGAAAAAUAUUCAUUAAAUAUUUUCGGCUACGGCGCAUGUGCGUGUGGCCCCGAGCGACCAACGGCAUAAUGGCAAGCCGACCUGAGCCGACAUCCAUUUUGCCUGUGAGUCUCACUAUGAUA
Messenger RNA from Acanthoscelides obtectus, 8795 nucleotides. NCBI's taxonomy places the organism in Eukaryota, Metazoa, Arthropoda, Insecta, Coleoptera, Chrysomelidae. The record is from the annotation of a GenBank genome assembly.